AUGGCGCUGCAAGAAGGAAUUCUGAGGAACCUGGAAGGCCACGAGAACUGCAACAACUCGCCAAUUCAGGUGGUUGAAGACUAUACAGGUCUUCUUGACCUGGGUCACAUCACCGAGGAUAUGAGCAUGGUUGCUCCCAUCGUGCGCAUGCCUGCCGACCUCCCCCCACCCCCCUUCUCGGUGGAGAUCCGUCGGGUGGGGGACAGAGUGGAGUAUGUGCUGCUGGACAGACUUCACAGUGUAGGGGUGUAUCCUGAUGGUGCUGUCAGAGCUGAACCACACAUGAAGGUCCUUACUGCUAACAAUGUUGGUGCCCACGCCAAACUGGCCAUUGAUGACGUCCUCCGUAACAUCUUGUAUGGACCUCAGGCCACUGGAGUGUACUUCCAACAGCUAAGGAAAAGGACCACACUACAAGGCACCCAGUGGGUUAUACUGAGUCAUGAUGACUUCACGCUGAGGACUGGCUCUCUACUGGUGGCACGAGUGGAUGGUAGUGGGACACCGAUCAUCAAAACCCAGGCUAGGGGAAACUUCAGUGCAGAAGUCAGUGAUCUGACUCGUGAUGAGAGGGCUGUGGUGCAGAAGAUCAUAACAGCACUUCUGCAGGGGGUCCCUACACAGGUGGGGCAUUAA
Messenger RNA from Branchiostoma belcheri (Belcher's lancelet), 636 nucleotides. RefSeq lists its product as uncharacterized. The transcript is spliced from 5 exons. The record is from RefSeq and is a predicted model, not a curated record. The coding region runs from base 1 to 636 and encodes 211 amino acids. NCBI's taxonomy places the organism in Eukaryota, Metazoa, Chordata, Leptocardii, Amphioxiformes, Branchiostomatidae.